Molecule: messenger RNA, 811 nt
Organism: Cynara cardunculus var. scolymus (artichoke)
Lineage: Eukaryota; Viridiplantae; Streptophyta; Magnoliopsida; Asterales; Asteraceae
Product: signal peptidase complex subunit 3B-like
Exons: 6
Coding region: 144-647 (167 amino acids)
Biological process (GO): protein targeting to ER
Cellular component (GO): signal peptidase complex; membrane
Source: RefSeq, a predicted model, not a curated record
GGGAAUGAUUUUGAGUUGGUAAAGAAAGUGAAAAAAAGGAAGAAAUAGCGGAAAACGGCGGAGGUCUCCACGAACAUCGGUUACUAGUUCUUUCAGCAGCGCCAAACACCCCCCUCGGAAUUUCCAAAGCGUCCAACUGCAAGAUGCAUUCAUUUGGAUACCGAGCCAACGCUUUGCUCACUUUCGCCAUUACUAUACUAGCCGUAAUGUGCGCCAUCGCUUCUUUCUCCGAUAAUUUCAACUCUCCAUCCCCCACCUCCCAAGUCCAGGUUUUGAACAUCAAUUGGUUCCGGAAUAAGCCAGAUGGCGAUGAUGAGGUCAGCAUGACGAUGAAUAUAUCAGCAGAUUUGCAAUCACUGUUUACAUGGAAUACAAAACAGGUUUUCGUCUUUCUAGCAGCUGAGUACAAAACCCGAAAGAAUUCUCUGAAUCAGGUAUCCUUGUGGGAUGGUAUCAUUCCUGCCAAAGAGCAUGCUAAAUUCUACAUCCAUACAACUAACAAAUACCGUUUUGUUGAUCAGGGAAGUAAUCUCCGGGAAAGAGACUUCAACAUGACAUUGCAUUGGCAUGUCAUGCCGAAGACUGGGAAGAUGUUUGCCGACAAAAUAGUUAUGACUGGCUUUCGCUUGCCUCAGGCAUAUAGAUGAUGAUGAGUAUAUUCAACUCCAGGUGUAAUAUUACUAUUUUAGCCUUGGUAGUCAGAAGUAUACAUGGUCUGAAUUGAAUGAAUCCGAACUAGCAAAUGCUCAUUAAAUCUAUAUCAGAACAUCAUUUGAAUCAACAGACCAACAGAGUCCUGGUUUUUUUUUUU